AUGACAUCUGUUUUCCUGGGUAUGCUUCUCAUCAUCAACCUGCUUCUGUUUGAAAAUUCCUCUCUGAUUCGAGCUUCCAUUUGCUGAUUGUUCUUGGAUGUACUGCUAUUUUGUCCAGUCGAAGCCCGAAUGACCCAGCUAAAGUGCUCACAAAGAGGGAGGAGGAAGCAGAAAAGUCGAAAUGGCUUCUUGAUAGGCGAUCACGGAGACGUAGAAGGUCAAACAAGACUAGUGCGGUUAUCAGUGAUGCCUCUCCGUAUGUUAUCCCUACUGAUGUCAGCAGAAAGAUGAGCAGGGGCGUCGACACAAAUGACGCCCUCAGAUUCUUUCUGUGGGGUCCUGAGACAAGGCAGCUUCUAACAGUGAAAGAAGAAAAGGAGCUGUUCAAGAAAAUACAGGUAUGUUUGAUCCUCCUCGGUGCGUAGAUCAUCAGCAUAUUAGAAGAGAGAUGGGCUUUAUCCAAACAUGAAGGAGAUAUUCUGUGCCGAACCAGGAUCUCAUGAGGCUGGAAGAAGUCAAACAGAAUCUGCACUCACAAUUUGGCCGUGACCCAACCCUUGUCGAGUGGGCUGAAGCCGUUGGAAUGACAUGCCAUGUGCUCCAGUCCUGCCUCUACUCUGGCAACCGCAGCCGGGAGAGAAUGAUCUAUGCAAAUUUCCGUCUGGUGGUGCAUGUUGCGAAGCAGUAUCAAGGGAAGGGUCUCAACAUUCAGGAUCUGCUGCAGGUUUGGAUUUGUUUCUCCGUUGACUUUAUGAGUCAUGUCGUUCCUUCUUCAAUUUUUCCACAGAAGGUGUAGCUUAAAUCAAAGCUUUUAGAGAGAGUAAGCUGAUAGGUUGAAUGAACAGCAAGCAUUUCCCUUUCUCGAUGAACCCAAUGUCUCAUGUCUCUGCGGCUGCAGGAAGGGAGCAUGGGUCUCAUGAGGAGCUUGGAGAAAUUCAAACCCAAGGCCGGCUGCAGAUUCCCAACAUAUGCUUACUGGUGGAUACGGCAGUCAAUCAGGAAAGCCAUAUUUCAGAACUCCAGGACCAUCCGGUUGCCAGUAUGAUUCCUACCUUUGCUUCCCAGUUUUCUCCUGAAGUCGAAGAACGGCUCAAUGGUGUAAUGCAAUAUCGUAUUGCAGCUGCUUCAUUGCGUGAUGAUGUUUCUGGGUGGUUUGUAGGAAAACGUAUACGCCCUUCUGAAGAAGAUCAAGAACACGAGGGUAUUGUACAUUCAAGAGGGCCAUGUUCCGACCAAUGAAGAGCUGGCCAGGCGAGUGGGCAUCUCGAAGGAGAGGCUGGAGAGGGUGUUGACUUCCGCGAGAUCCCCUGUGUCGAUCCAGGAUCGUGCAUGGACCGACCAGGACAUCACUGUGCAGGUACUCUUGUGCAGGACAUCCCCUGUGUCCUCUGUCAGAUGCAAUGAGCUGGGCCGGCGGCACUUCGCUUCUUUUGUGCGAUUGAUUUUGAGAAGGACGCUCUAAGUUGUGAUGCUCUUCUUGGAAUUUGCAGGAGAUAACUGCGGACCCAGAGGUUGAGGGUCCGGAGUUCACUGUCGCCAAGCAGAUGAUGAGGCGGCACGUCCGGGGGCUCCUCCGGAUUCUCCCGCCGAGGGAGCGGCAGAUAAUCCAGUUCCGCUACGGGAUGCACGGUGGAGAGCCCAAGUCGCUGUCGGAGAUCGGAGAGCUGCUGGGGCUUUCCAAGGAGAGGAUCCGGCAGCUGGAGAGCCGGGCCCUGGACAGGCUCAAGGAGAGCCUACCGGGGCAUGGCCUGGGGGCGUACGUGGAGCUACUGAUUUAG
Spirodela intermedia is the source of this 1778-nucleotide messenger RNA. The record is from the annotation of a GenBank genome assembly. Lineage: Eukaryota; Viridiplantae; Streptophyta; Magnoliopsida; Alismatales; Araceae.